This is a messenger RNA of Bactrocera latifrons, 3988 nucleotides long. It is a transcript of the gene fliI, whose product is annotated as protein flightless-1. Bases 81 to 3812 code for a protein of 1243 amino acids. Lineage: Eukaryota; Metazoa; Arthropoda; Insecta; Diptera; Tephritidae. Gene Ontology annotation, biological process: actin polymerization or depolymerization; barbed-end actin filament capping; myofibril assembly. Gene Ontology annotation, molecular function: phosphatidylinositol-4,5-bisphosphate binding; actin filament binding. The record is from RefSeq and is a predicted model, not a curated record. The transcript is spliced from 6 exons. Gene Ontology annotation, cellular component: actin cytoskeleton; cytoplasm; nucleus.
CAAAAACUUGGGUUUAGUAUUAGUUUACCUUUUGUUGAAAGUGUAGGCUGAAAUAUAAUUGUAGAGGAAUAUAGGGAAAUAUGGCUACUGGAGUUUUGCCAUUUGUCCGUGGCGUUGACUUUUCUAAAAAUGAUUUCAGUAACUCUAAGUUUCCGGUUGCUAUUAAAGAGAUGAAUAGGGUACAAUGGCUAACGUUAGACAACACAAAUCUUCAUGAAAUACCUGAAGAACUUGGAAACUUAUUUAAAUUAGAACAUCUGUCUUUGAAAAGUAAUGAAUUGGAAAAGCUAUUUGGAGAAUUAACAGGACUGCCUUGCUUACGUUCGUUAAACCUUCGACACAAUCAAAUUAAAAAUAGCGGAAUUCCUCCUGAACUUUUCCGGUUAGAAGAGUUAACGACUUUGGACUUAUCACAUAAUAAGCUUAAAGAAAUUCCUGAAGGAUUAGAACGUGCUAAAAGUCUUUUAGUAUUGAAUUUAAGCAAUAAUCAAAUAGAAUCCAUUCCCACAGCUUUAUUCAUUAAUUUAACUGAUUUACUUUUUCUUGAUCUUUCAAACAAUCGUUUAGAAACAUUACCUCCGCAAACACGUCGACUCGCGAAUUUACAAACUUUAAAUUUAUCGAAUAAUCCUUUAGAAUUGUUUCAGCUUCGGCAAUUACCCUCUCUUCAAAAUCUGGAAAGUUUGAACAUGAGAAACACACAACGUACUUUAUUAAACUUCCCCACUACGUUGGAUAGUUUGUCAAAUUUAUCUGAAUUAGAUAUCUCAAAAAAUAUGUUACCAAAAAUACCAGAUUGUGUAUAUAAUUUGCCAAAUUUGAAACGCAUUAAUCUUAGUGACAACCUCAUUUCUGAAUUAAGCUGUAGUAUUGAGUUGUGGCAAAAGCUUGAAAUACUUAACUUAUCACGGAAUCAAUUAACUGCGCUACCAGCGUCUAUAUGUAAAUUAACGUAUCUUCGUCGUCUGUUUAUAAACGAUAAUCAUUUGGAUUUUGAUGGAAUUCCUUCCGGCAUAGGUAAAUUAUGUUCACUGGAGGUAUUUUCUGCUUCUAAUAAUGUGUUGGAGAUGAUACCGGAAGGUUUAUGUCGUUGCGGGGCGUUAAAAAAACUAAAUUUAAGUUCUAAUAAGCUCAUAACGUUGCCAGACGCCGUUCAUUUGCUUGAUGGCUUAGAUCAGCUGGAUUUACGAAAUAACCCUGAUUUAAUUAUGCCACCAAAACCGUGCGAAGCUGUUAAAGGGGCUGGUAUAGAGUUUUAUAACAUUGAUUUUUCUUUGCAAACUCAAUUGUUACUUGCUGGUGCUGCAUCCCCUACUUCAAUGCCGACUGGAUCUGGAGCUAAAGACUCCACUGCGCGCAAAAUACGACUUCGUCGCGGUCCUCGGGCCGAUUCUGAACAGGAUUCUGCUAAAAUAUUGAAAGGUAUGAAAGACAUAGCCAAAGAAAAAGAUGAAUCCAAAAAUUCAUUUGACAACUUACAACCUGAAUCGCUAAAGCCAAAGCGUUGGGAUGAAUCGUUGGUAAAGCCGCAUUUGGAUUAUUCAAAAUUCUUUGAAAAAGAAGACGGCCAGUUUCCUGGUCUAACCAUAUGGGAAAUAGAAAACUUUCUACCAAACAAAAUUGAAGAAGUAGCUCAUGGAAAAUUUUAUGAAGGAGAUUGUUAUAUAGUACUUAAAACUUAUUUUGAUGAAUUAGGACAAUUAGCAUGGAAAAUCUAUUUUUGGAUUGGUAAUGAAGCAACACUUGACAAGCGCGCUUGUGCUGCAAUACAUGCAGUUAAUUUACGAAAUUACUUAGGAGCUCGCUGCCGUACAAUACGUGAGGAACAAAAUGAUGAAUCUGAGGAAUUUUUGGAACUAUUUGAUACUGAAGUUACAUAUAUUGAGGGAGGUCGAACAGCAACAGGUUUUUACACAGUUGAAGAUAUGUUAUACACCAAACGUUUAUAUCGUGUGCAUGCGGCUGGUUCAUCGAUUCAUUUAGAGCCCGUAGCAUUACAUUUUGACUCCCUUGAUUCUCGAUUUGUCUUUAUGUUGGACUGUGGUAUCAAAUUAUAUAUUUGGCUUGGUUGCGCAUCAAAAAAUACAUUAAAUUCUAAAACGCGGCUAAUGGCAGAAAAAAUUAAUAAAACCGAGAGAAAAAAUAAAUGUGACAUCAUUGUAGAAACACAGGGAGAAGAAAGCGACGACUUUUGGAAAAACCUUGGCAUUGAUUCACAAGACAUAUCAGAGAAAAAAAUUCAUCAGCAUGUUCCGGAUAGUUUUGAACCGGUUAUUCCUCAUCUAUAUCAGGUUCAACUCGGCAUGGGCUAUUUGGAGCUACCCCAAGUGGAAUUAGCAAAUCAAAAAUUGGUUCAUACUUUUUUGAAUAGCAAAAAUGUUUACAUAUUAGACAGUUAUACAGAUUUGUUUGUGUGGUUUGGAAAAAAAUCGACUCGACUGGUGCGAGCAGCGGCAAUAAAGUUAUCACGAGAACUUUUUCAUAUGAUAAAUCGCCCUUCUUUCGCAUUGAUCAGUCGCUUGCAGGAAGAAACAGAGACUCAAAUAUUUAAAUCAAAAUUUGUUGGUUGGGAUGAAGUUAUGGCAGUUGAUUUCACAAGAACUGCUAAAUCUGUUGCUAAAACUGGAGCAGAUUUGACCAAAUGGGCUCGUAAGCAAGAGACUCGUGCUGAUUUAGCCGCUCUUUUUAUGCCUCGCCAAAAUGCAAUGCCGCUUAAUGAGGCUGAACAACUGGAGGAAGAUUGGAACUAUGACCUUGAAGCAAUGGAAGCCUUCGUAUUGGAAGGAAAAAAAUUUGUACGAUUGCCAGAAGAAGAGUUGGGAAAUUUCUAUAUGGGAGAGUGUUACGUAUUUUUGUGUCGCUAUUGUAUACCCGUUGACGAAGAAGACCUCGAAGUGGACCCCAUUAAACCAUCUGAUGAUGAAAUCCAAUGCGUAGUUUAUUUUUGGCAGGGGCGAAAUGCCAGCAAUAUGGGCUGGUUGACAUUUACGUUUACUCUACAAAAAAAAUUCAAGGCAAUGUUUGGAGAAGAAUUAGAAGUAGUACGCAUUCAUCAACAACAAGAAAAUUUGAAAUUCAUGGCUCAUUUUAAACGCAAGUUUAUAAUUCACAUCGGGAAGCGAAAGGAUAAAUCGAAAGAUGUAAAACCUGUUGUUGAGUUCUUUCAUUUAAGAUCAAAUGGUGGAGCAUUGUGUACUCGUCUCAUUCAAAUUCAACCUAAUGCAGCAAAUUUAAAUUCAGCCUUUUGUUAUAUUUUAUACGUACCUUUUGACAUUCAAGAUGAAGUGCAAUCGGGUAUAGUUUAUGUUUGGUUGGGUUCAAAGUCAGCACCAGAGGAAGCAAAGCUUAUACAAGAAAUCGCUGAGAAAAUGUUUAAUAAUCCAUGGGUUAGUUUACAGAUUUUAAACGAAGGAGAAGAGCCAGAGAAUUUUUUCUGGGUUGCUUUGGGUGGACGCAAAGCUUACGAAACAAAUGCUGAUUUUAUGAAUUAUACCCGGCUUUUCCGAUGUUCCAAUGAGAAAGGUUAUUUCACAGUUGCAGAAAAAUGUACUGACUUUUGUCAAGAUGAUUUGGCAGAUGAUGACAUAAUGAUAUUGGAUAAUGGUGAGCAAGUAUUCUUAUGGCUUGGAUCCAAAUGUAGUGAAGUGGAAAUAAAAUUGGCGUAUAAAUCAGCACAGGUUUACAUACAACACUUACGCAUAAAACAACCUGAAAGAUCACGAAAGCUUUUCCUCACUUUAAAAAAUAAGGAGUCUAAACGUUUUACAAAAUGUUUUCAUGGAUGGAGCAGUCAUAAAUCUCCUCCAGAGUAAUCGAUUCACUACAUUAAAGAUACAAGUGACGAACUAUUAUUAUUAAAUCUAUAUGUACGCUGUAUUCAUAUGUCAUAUAAACCAAUGGAGAAAUGAAAAUAAGAUACAAUAUGUUUUCACAUAUUUUAGUUUUGUAAUUACUACUAAUUAAAAUCAUAUGGAAUUCGUUGAAGAGA